Molecule: messenger RNA, 656 nt
Organism: Alosa sapidissima (American shad)
Lineage: Eukaryota; Metazoa; Chordata; Actinopteri; Clupeiformes; Clupeidae
Product: solute carrier family 22 member 9-like
Source: RefSeq, a predicted model, not a curated record
AUGAAGUUUGAAGAUCUUCUCUUAGAGAUAAAUGGCUUUGGAAGGUUCCAGAAGAUGAUCCUUGCCUUCGUGGGGCGUUUGACCUUACCACGUCACUUCCUGGUAAACAACUUCAUUGCGAGUAUCCCACCCCACCACUGUGACAUCAGCGGUCUGGAUGCUGCGGGCGUCUUUGGGAAUCUGUCAGUGGAGGAGAGACGGACGGUCAGUAUCCCGAUGCAGGCGGAUGGGACGCUGUCUUCCUGCCUCAUGUUCCCAGAGCCCCAGUUCUACCGGCUGCUCAACACCUCCAGCAGCACCGGACUUCCUGCAGAACCGUGUAGAAAUGGAUGGGUGUACGACAACAGCACCUUCACCUACGACAACUGAGGAAGAUUCCCAAUUCUCAAUUCCCGAGUAAAAUGGCCUGGAAGUAUCUUUGUGCCUGCUAUAACAAGAGUUACUGGUGCUUCGAUGUGUUCUUUUCUUGUAUGCUUUAGCAUGGGAUACUGGACCAUCCUUUAGUGUUGUUGUUGUUGUUGUUGACAUGGUGUUGUUGUUCUGUUGUUGGUGUAAUGUUGGGUAGGGAAUUGGACUAGUAGAAACCUGAAGAGCUGAGGGUUCAAAUCACAGCUGACAUAGUUGUGUCCUUGAGUACUUUUCCUGCUGUUUUUCUC